Carassius carassius (crucian carp) is the source of this 818-nucleotide messenger RNA. RefSeq names its product actin-binding Rho-activating protein-like. The record is from RefSeq and is a predicted model, not a curated record. Lineage: Eukaryota; Metazoa; Chordata; Actinopteri; Cypriniformes; Cyprinidae. Gene Ontology annotation, molecular function: actin binding. Bases 171 to 644 code for a protein of 157 amino acids. Gene Ontology annotation, biological process: positive regulation of Rho protein signal transduction. The transcript is spliced from 2 exons.
UUUGCACGUCAAACACUUUCACAAGAGCUCAGAAAAGUAGCUACAGCUCAACUUGUAGUGUAAUGUAUCCACUUCCAUCGGUGUUACAGCAUGACAACCGUCCUCAAGAAGCCAAACAAAGGCGUGAAGCAUGCUGAAAACUAGAGCCGUCCUGUGAGCCAAAGGUCACCAUGGAGACAGACGAAGCACCUGGGCAGCCUAAUGACGACAGGGCGGAGACCUGCACUGUAUCCGUCAAAGGUCUGACUGAGAACUGGCAGAAAUGGUCCAACGACCACUGCGAGUAUCAGAAACACAAUCCCUUCAGCAAUGGCAAGGUGACUCCCCCGCAGAUCCAGCCAGGACAGGAGGGCUACGGCAGGCCCUUAGAGGGCUCUAAAACAGAGCAGAGAGGAAAAGAUGCCAACUCUCACAUCAGCAGAGAGGUCACAGAGCUCUGCCAGGUCAUUAGGGAGAUCGGAGCGAGCGGUGACGACAGCAGGGUGUCUGUGCAGUUUGGGACGCUGUUUGAGAGAUACGUCAAUAUCUCUAAUAAACUAGUGGGAGUUCUGCUGCGAGCACGCAAGCAAGGGCUGCUGAACUUUGAAGGAGAGAUGCUGUGGCAGGGGAGAGAUGAUGGAGUGCUCAUCACCUUAUUACAGUGAUUUACAGUAGUGCUGGACACCAUGUACCUGCCUGUCCACAAUUGCUUUAUAGAGAUCCGUUGUACUUGAACAUGGGUUAAGAGAGUCAGUUGUCGGCCAAAGAAACUUAUGCUAAUGAGUGUAUUGUAACUUUAGGAGUGUAUACAAAUAAAAGUAGACCCUUUACAGAUUCAA